Messenger RNA from Rubroshorea leprosula, 497 nucleotides. The record is from the annotation of a GenBank genome assembly. Lineage: Eukaryota; Viridiplantae; Streptophyta; Magnoliopsida; Malvales; Dipterocarpaceae.
GUGCUGAACUUGAAGAAGGUAAAUGGAGCAAGCUCAAAAAGAGAAGAGCAGCACUUCACACCUUUUAGCACCUCUCAAGCAACCUCACAAAGUGUUGAAAAGGAAAAUUGAAAGCAUAGGUUGUGAGGCUGUUACAGAGGAAACUGGUUCUGUUCUCCCACCUAAUCGGGAGACUGCUGUUGUUGAUUCUGCACCAAUUAAAGAGCUAGAUCUUCCUAUAUUUGUUGAUGGCUCUGUUGCAACCGUAGAUCUUGAAAAUUUUAUGCAACAAUUGUCAACACUCAAUGGCGCAUUUCCGACAAAAUGAAUAGCAUUGAUUUCACUUAUGGAGCUAAUCACGUUUUUGAUGAUGACGAUCAAUUGAUCGACCACGUUAAGACAUGUAAGAGCUUGGAAGAUCUUUAUAACUUUCUUCAAGGGAACUGUGGGAAGAAGCCAAACAAUGACCUUCCUUAAUAUUUUCUUGUAAAAAACACAAAUGAAUUAUGGAUGGAUUG